AUGUUGAAGCUUGAAAAAAAGGUUGACGAGCUUUCCGACGCCCUUGAUAGGGAGGAAAAGGCGCAUGGAGCGAGGAACCUCUCCUUCAACUACCUAUGGGAGUGGAAUAGUAGGCUUGAAGGCCCGCAUGAGAUCGAGACCCAAGAGCUGAAAGAAGCGGGGAGACAAUUGGCCGACGAAAAUACGGGUUUGAGGGCUGAAAUCGCUGACAUGGACAAGCGAUGCGCAACUCUCUACGACAUGGUCAUCCAGGGGCUACAGGAACGGCACAAGAGCAGGCCCGAAGAGCUGGGAGAGAUACUGAAAAGCCUCCAUAAUGCGUUCGGCGAUCAAGGUCCCGCAAGGAAAGCUGCGUGA
This is a messenger RNA of Didymosphaeria variabile, 357 nucleotides long. RefSeq lists its product as uncharacterized. The record is from RefSeq and is a predicted model, not a curated record. The transcript is spliced from 2 exons. Lineage: Eukaryota; Fungi; Ascomycota; Dothideomycetes; Pleosporales; Didymosphaeriaceae. Bases 1 to 357 code for a protein of 118 amino acids.